This is a messenger RNA of Ostreococcus lucimarinus CCE9901, 1075 nucleotides long. RefSeq lists its product with no specific name. The transcript has a single exon. The record is from RefSeq and is a predicted model, not a curated record. Bases 1 to 1017 code for a protein of 338 amino acids. Lineage: Eukaryota; Viridiplantae; Chlorophyta; Mamiellophyceae; Mamiellales; Bathycoccaceae.
AUGCCGCGACCGUCGCGCGUCGCGCGCGCGUCGUCGCGCGUCGUCGCGCGCGCGCCGACGUCGAGCGCGCGACGCGUCGAGCGCCGAGGCGCGGCGCGCGACGCGACGCUGACGCGACUCGGCGACGCGACGCUGCCGCACCCGCACGACGACCACGUCCGACUCGACGUGUACGUCGGCGCGUGUCGAUGCGGACGCGCGAGCGACGCGCGCGACGUGCGAUUGGUGCUGCCAGAGAGCGAGGAAGCGGUCGUGGACGUGUACGCCGCGCUGGGACGGCCGAACGAUGACCCGCACUGGGCGGAUUUGUGGCACGGCGGCGUGGCGCUCGCGACGAAAAUCUUCGAGACGCCCGAACUCGUGCGAGGGAAGCGCGUGAUCGAUUUAGGGUGCGGAUUAGGGAUAGCGGGGAUAGCGGCGGCGAUGGUCGGCGCGAGAGAGGUGGUGAUGACGGAUAGGGAGGAACGCGCGCUGUGGUGCGCGCUCGCGGGGUGCAAGGCGAACGGGGUGCGAGACGUGCGAGAGAUGCCGGCGGUUUGGAACGCGCCGGACGAUUGCGCGCUGCCGACGCUGCCGGUUUUUGAUGACGUUCGCGAUUGUGGGUCGGAUUGCGUCGUGCGCGCGGCGAAGGUGGAUUGGUUCGAGCCCGAGCUCGCGCCGGGGGGAUUCGACGUCGCGUUGGCGUGCGACGUGUUGUACACCCCGGACGCCGUGGACGCCAUCGCGACUUUGGUGCUGCGAUUGUUCGAAGACGACGGUGGGGACGGCGGUAAAGCCAUCGGCGCGAGCUCGAGCGAGGGCGAAGGGACGUUCAUGUUGGCCGAUCCCCCGGGACGGUUUCCGAAGAAUCACGAGCGUUUCAUGUCGCUCAUGGAAAAUCCGUCGCGCAUCCCCGGAUUCGACGGUGGCGGUCGUCGAUCGAUCGUGCGCGUCACAUCUUCGAUCGAAGAAUGUUUAAACUUAGAACUCGAGACGAUGGCGGUGAAAUUAUCGACGUACGACAUCGCGUCGAGGUAGCGAACGACGAGCGCGCCGAGCGUUCGCGCCGAGCCGUCUCGCGCAAACUAGUGUAGAU